Molecule: messenger RNA, 1269 nt
Organism: Acaulospora morrowiae
Lineage: Eukaryota; Fungi; Glomeromycota; Glomeromycetes; Diversisporales; Acaulosporaceae
Source: the annotation of a GenBank genome assembly
AUGUCUGUCUACCGUUUAAAGUGCGCCGUUCAGAGUUAUGCAUGGGGGAAGAUUGGGAUUAAAAGUAAAGUAGCACAAUUUGCUCAGGAUGUUGAAGACUUUCGCGCAGAGAGUGAUAAGCCUUAUGCUGAGCUUUGGAUGGGAACACAUCCAAAUGGUCCGAGCGUCCUGGCAGAACAGCCUACGACCUACUUGAAAGACAUUAUAAAAUCUAAUCCUGAGGUUCUCACCUCAGAAAUUGCCAAACUUUAUGAUGAUUUACCUUUUUUGUUUAAGGUCUUAUCCGUAAACAAAGCACUUUCUAUCCAAGCACAUCCGAACAAGAAGCUUGGAAAAGAGUUAUUUGAAAAAUUCCCAAAGAUAUACAAAGACCCUAAUCAUAAACCUGAAAUGGCUAUAGCAAUUACAAGAUUCGAGGCAUUAUGUGGAUUUAGACCAUUAGGAGAGAUAGUAGCUUUUCUUUCGGAAUAUCCGGAAUUUAGAGAACUUGUAGGUAAUGAAAUAUCAUCGCAUUUUACCCAGACUGUUACCGGUAAAGAAAAUUCAAACGAUGAAGAGAAGAUUUUAUCAAAUAAAAAUGCCCUUCGUAAACUCUUUGCUGCCGUAAUGACGGCUGAUGCAAAUGAAGUGACUUCUCAAGUUGAAAGAUUAGUUCUUCGAUUGAGAUCAAGUGAUUUUUCGAUGGGGAGCGUUCAAGAACUUCUUGUUAGAUUGAAUGAUCAAUUCCCGGGAGAUGUAGGAAUCUUUUGCGUCUUAAUGUUAAAUCAUGUAAUAUUGGAACCGGGCCAAGCAAUUUUUUUGGGUGCAAAUGAACCUCAUGCAUAUCUUUCAGGAGAUUGUGUUGAAUGUAUGGCGGCCAGCGAUAAUGUAGUUCGCGCGGGAUUGACUCCUAAAUUUAAAGACGUUACAGUACUCUUAGAUAUGCUAACUUAUAGAUAUGGUAGCGCGGAAUCCCAAAUUCUUAAUCCAAUUCCAUAUGACAAUUCAAAGAGUUCUUUCUUAUAUAAUCCUCCCAUCGAAGAAUUCGCGGUUUUAUUGACGAGACUGGAUGAACAGAAUAAAAAAGAAAUGUGUGAGGGCAUCGCGGGCCCUAGCAUUAUUAUCGUUACCGAGGGGAAAGGUAAUUUGCUAGUUAACGAUAGAUCAGAGCGUUUAGGACCUGGGAGUGUAUUCUUUGUAGGUGCCAAUGUAUCUUAUGUAGUAGAAUUAACAGAAGAUUGUGAAGGACUUGAUUUAUAUCGCGCAUUUUGCUCGUUGAAUCAAGGUUAA